AUGGGCUCGAAGCAGCAGCCGGCGCUCCGGCCGAGCUCCACUGACGGAGGCUGCGGCGGCGACGGCAGGGCGGCGUCGGUGAGUGAGCGGUCGAGCGUGACCAACGCGUCCUUCAGGGUGUACUACAGCCUGCGCGCCGGCGCCGUGCCGUUCGUCUGGGAGUCCGCGCCCGGCACGCCAAAGAGAGGUGCGGCCGCCGUCUCCCCGGAGUCGUCCCUCUCCGCCAGUACCAAAGCGACCAGCGGCGGAGCUGCCGACGCUGGUGUUGCUACGGUGCUGCCUCCGCCCCCCUCGCCGCCGCCGUCGUACCAGUCGCCGUUCCAUGGGAAGGGGAGGAGGCCGUCCUGGACGGCGACGCCGGGAGGCAUUGUGAGGGCAUUGCUUGGCGUGCUUGGGCUCAGGAAGAGACACCGCCGGUCGCGCCGGCGCCCCGACAUGUCAUGUCUUUGA
Messenger RNA from Triticum turgidum subsp. durum (durum wheat), 450 nucleotides. The record is from the annotation of a GenBank genome assembly. NCBI's taxonomy places the organism in Eukaryota, Viridiplantae, Streptophyta, Magnoliopsida, Poales, Poaceae.